ACACCUCUAGAGUCUAGAAUACACCUUUUAUAUUAAAUAUUUAUAUAUAUAUUAUUAUAUAAGAUAUAUAUACUUACAUGAUUUCCGAUUUGUUAUUUUAAUCUAUUCUCUGCCUGGCGCCUGCAGAGCAUAGAAAAGAGUGCAGCUGGUUAGUUAGUACUUAGUUAUUACAAUUUACACUUAAAAGUUUGGUGACAAGAGUACACUUGUUGGAAACUACAGUCUACACAUUAGUAGUUUUUAAUGCAAACUACCGAGUUUGUAUUAAAAACUACCUUUGUUCGUACAAAAUACCUCAUCCACUUGUCUGCUGAUUUUUUAGUGUCCAGUGGCCGAUAAAUGCUUUAUUGUUAUACUUUAAAGUACUUGCAAAUUUUAUAUUUUACUUUUUAAUUGUGAAUUCUUAAAACAAUAGUUAAUUUAAAAUAAAUAUUCAACGUUUGACCUACAAAGAAAUAUGAAAAAAAACAAACAAAUUAAAAUCAAAGCACAAUUGAAAUUAACCACAAGGACAAAACAAAAUACAACCAUUUAUCAAGAAAUUAAGAGUAAAAAGGAAGAUGACUUUGACGAUGAUGAUUUAAACUCAUCAAAUUCUAGUUUAGAAUUAUUUAAACCAAAAACUAAAAUAUGUUUAGACUCUAAAAAAAAAAACUAUAAUAUGUAUUCUACUAUAAUUGACCAAAUUGAUUUGACAAAUGCAACUAACUGCAAGUAUAAUAGCUCUGGAGUUCAGUCUACUUCAUUAACAAAUUUAAAUUUUGACAAUAAAAGAAAUUCCUUCAAUGUUCUAGAAAAGUCUUUAACAAAUUGUUUAAUAAAUAACAGUUCUGACUCAGAUGGAAGUUUUAAAUCUGCUACCAGUCUAACCACUGAAAACACAAAUAAAAAAUUUGACAUAGGAUCACCUAUUAAUAUUUCUGAUGAAUCUGAUACAGAGAAUGAUAAUUUAUAUGAAAAAAAAACUGCUAAAGUAGAAUAUUACAAAAAGUCUUUUAUAUGUAAUUCUAAACAAUUAAAUAAUAGUGACCACGAAAAUAAUGGUUUUUUAACGCCUACAAAAACCUAUGAACAACCAAAUGACCUCACGGAAUCUGCAAAAGUUUUAGAUCGAUUGUAUGGUAAUCAAUGGAGAAAUAUUAAUGGAAUUAUUGUAGACGCAAAAAAGAAAAACUUAAAUAAUCUAUUAAGAAAUUUUAAUGAAUCAUUUUGUGACAAUAGUUCAAACAGUAACCAGUCGGAAUUUGACAACUCUUUGUCAUGUAAAUCACCAGUACCAUUUGAAAACAAGAAAUUAUGGAACAUGGAUAAGCAUAGUAAUAAAUUAAGCAAGGACUGUGGUUUUCAGACAAAUAAUAUUCAACAAGAACUUGAUGAUGCUUCUCAAAGUCUAAUGAAUGUCAGUUUGUCCGAGCGUUCAAAUAAUUUACCUACAGAUCUGUUAACAUCUGGUGAAAAUUGUAAAUCAUCUGUUAUAGAUUAUAUAGAUUUAUCGACUCCAGUAAAAAUACACAGUGAUAAUGAAAAUUUAAAGUUAAAUAAGACUAAAAAAAAGGGGGUGAAUGAAAAAAAAAAGAAGAAAGAAGAAUGUGAUAUAGUUAUGAAGAUCAGUGAUAUCAAUGAUGCCUACUCUAUUAGUUCCGAUUCAAAGCUCUCAUUUUUAAGUUCUUUAUCAUGUUUUACUGGUUCAAUGAAGUGUGAUCCUGAAGCAGAAAAAUAUAAACUGAAAUUUAAAAAGCAUAGAGAUGAUUUAGUAUGUAUACUAUUUAAACUGUUCAACAAAGAAGUAUUUGAAAAUAAGCUUCCAACUGACAUGAACUUUAAAUGGAACGCACGGUUAAGGACAACUGCUGGGGCGUGCUUCAAUAGACGCUCAGUAAAAAUAAAUGAAAAUUUAGAUUGUAUAAGAGUAUCUCGAAUAGAACUCUCUUCUAAGAUAAUUGAUACUGCUGAAAGACUGAGAGAUACAUUAAUCCAUGAGCUUUGUCAUGCUGCUUGUUGGAUAUUUAAUAAUGUAGCCGAAGGUCAUGGACCAGCUUGGAAAAGUUGGGCAAACAAAGCGAUGCAAAGAUUUCCUGAACUUCCUAUUAUAAAAAGAUGUCAUAGUUAUGCUAUACAAACAAAAUAUACUUACAAGUGUAUUAAAUGUGGUUAUAGUUUUGGACGUCAUUCAAAGUCAUUAAAUUUAGAGAAAAAGCGUUGUGGUUAUUGUUAUGGAGAAUUUGAAUUGAUUGUCAACAAAAUAAACAAAAAUCCAGAAUUAAACAGUAACCUUCCCAAUAUACAAACAGACCCUUUAAAAGAAUUGUAUAAUAUUGGUGAGUCACAGCAAACAACCAAACUUCCAAGAAAACCCUCUAAAUUUGCAGUGUUUGUAAAGGAAAAUUACGGAAGAGUUAAGCGGGAGAAUUCCCUGUUGAAACAUGGAGAAAUCAUGAAAGAACUUGGAUCUCAAUUUGCAAAUGCUAAAACAAUCACACCUGACGAAAUAUUUGACAGACUACUUGAUAGUUAAUGUAGUCAAUAGAAAUUAGUAUUAUUAAUUUUACUAAUUUACCACUCAUUGAUUAAAUUUGAUAAGACUUUAAUUUUUUUACUUUAUUAAUUUACUCAUAAAAUUAAUUUUUAACUGUAAAAGUUUGUGUUUUUAAGGCAAAGUAGCAAAUU
Adelges cooleyi (spruce gall adelgid) is the source of this 2667-nucleotide messenger RNA. Its product is annotated as arrestin domain-containing protein F-like. Bases 458 to 2515 code for a protein of 685 amino acids. The record is from RefSeq and is a predicted model, not a curated record. Gene Ontology annotation, cellular component: nucleus. NCBI's taxonomy places the organism in Eukaryota, Metazoa, Arthropoda, Insecta, Hemiptera, Adelgidae. The transcript has 10 exons.